AUGGGGUCGCAGGUGUUGCAGAUCCUGCGCCAGGGGGUGUGGGCCUCGCUUACCGGCGGUUGGUUCUUCGACCCGCACCAGAGCACCUUCUCCAACUGCUUCCACCUCUAUGUCUGGAUCUUCUUGCUCACCUUCCCGUUCUUGCUGUACAUGGUCCUGCCCCCCAGCCUCUUGGUAGCUGGUGUUUACUGCCUGGUGGUGGCUGUCAUUUUUACAACUAUCAAGACGGUGAACUAUCGGUUACAUGCUAUGUUCGACCAGGGUGAGAUCGUGGAAAAGCGCCACUCUCCCAUGGGAGAGCCUGAGGAAGAGCCUGCCCAGGGGGACAGCAAUCCUCCCAGGGACCCAGGAGUAGAGAUGACGGUGUUCCGGAAAGUGAGUUCCACACCCCCAGUCCGCUGUAGCUCCCAGCAUUCCGUGUUUGGCUUCAACCAGGUUUCAGAAUUGCUGCCCCGGAUGGAGGACUCGGGACCCCUCAGAGACAUCAAGGAGCUGGUGCGGGAGCAGGGUAGCAACAACGUGAUCGUGACCUCAGCCGACCGGGAGAUGCUGAAGCUCAGCUCACAGGAGAAACUGAUUGGAGACCUUCCCCAGACGCCCCUGAGAGCUGCCCCAGAUCCUUCCCUCCCCAGUACGGACUCUUCAGAACGUUCUCCCCUGGCUGGUGAUGGAGCCCCCUGGAGUGGGAGCAACGUGACUGAUACUCCCAUGAGCCCUUUGUUGAAGGGAAGCCUCAGUCAGGAGCUGAGCAAGAGCUUUUUAACCCUGACGAGGCCUGACCGGGCCCUGGUGAGGACCAGCAGUCGGCGGGAACAGCGCUGGGGCACCAGUGGCUACCAGCCCCUGGACCGACGGGGCUCUGGUGAGCCCACACCCCAGAAAGCCGGCUCUUCAGAUUCAUGUUUUAGUGGCACUGACAGGGAGACACUGAGCAGCUUCAAGAGUGAAAAGACCAACUCCACCCACCUGGACAGCCCCCCAGGGGGCCCAGCUGCUGAAGGCAGUGACACAGACCCCCCCUCAGAGACUGAGCUGCCAGCCUCCCCUGAUGCUGGGGUCCCCUCGGAUGACACCCUGCGUUCCUUCGACACAGUCAUUGGAGCAGGGACACCACCUGGCCUGGCUGAGCCACUCUUGGUUGUGCGGCCCAAGGAUCUGGCCCUGCUUCGGCCUAGCAAACGGCGGCCUCCCACACGGAGACAUUCUCCACCCAGCCGAGCUCGCAGGACCCUGCUGGAGGGCGGGGGCUUCUUUGAGGAUGAGGACACCAGUGAGGGGAGCGAGCUGAGCCCAGCCUCCAGUCUCCGCUCACAGCACCGUUAUAGUACCGACAGCUCCUCAUCCACUUCCUGCUGUUCUCCCGAGAGCUCUCGGGGUGCAGUGGGCGGGGCCCGGAAGCGGCGGGCCCCCCAUGGUACUGAGGAUGGGGCCGCUGUGCCCCCCAAGCGGCCCUAUGGGACCCAGAGGACUCCUAGUACCGCCAGCGCCAAAACACAUGCUCGGGUGCUGAGCAUGGAUGGGGCAGGGGGUGACGUCCUCAGGGGCCCCCUGGCUGGCUCUAAGGCUGAGCUGGAAGCCCAGACUGGGGCAGACCUGGCAGCUGGUGUGCUGGCGAUACUGCCCGCUGAAACCCGCAGGGGGCCUGCUGCCAACCAGCCGGGCUGGCGCGGGGAGCUGCAGGAGGAAGGCGCUGUCGGGGGAGCAGCGGAGGAAACUGGCAAGAGGGACGGCUCAAGCAACGUGAGGCGGACCCAGGCAAUCCGCAGACGCCACAAUGCAGGCAGUAACCCCACGCCCCCGGCCUCUGUCAUGGGCUCACCACCCAGCAGCCUACAGGAAGCCCAACGGGGCCGGGCGGCCUCUCACUCUCGGGCGUUGACGUUGCCGUCUGCUCUGCACUUCGCCUCCUCACUGUUGCUCACCCGAGUUGGUGCCAACGUACAUGAGGCCUGCACCUUCGAUGACACCUCUGAAGGGGCUGUGCACUACUUCUAUGAUGAGAGUGGUGUGCGACGAUCCUAUACCUUUGGUCUGGCUGGAGGAGGCUACGAGAACCCCGUAGGGCAGCAGGGCGAGCAGGCAGCCAACGGAGCCUGGGACCGCCACUCACACUCCUCCAGCUUCCACUCGGCCGAUGUCCCUGAGGCCUCAGGUGGCCUGAACCUGCUGCAGUCCCGGCCUGUAGUGCUGCAGGGCAUGCAGGUGCGGCGAGUGCCGCUAGAGAUCCCAGAGGAGCAGACGCUGAUGGAGGAGGCGCCGCCCCGUGCUCAGCACAGCUACAAAUACUGGCUUCUCCCUGGCCGCUGGACCUCUGUGCGCUACGAGCGGCUGGCCCUUCUGGCCCUGUUGGACCGGACGAGGGGGAUGGUGGAAAACAUCUUUGGCGUCGGACUGAGCAGCCUCGUCGCCUUCCUGGGCUACCUGCUGCUGCUCAAGGGCUUCUUCAGGGACAUUUGGGUCUUCCAGUUCUGCCUGGUCAUUGCCUCCUGCCAGUACUCGCUUCUGAAGAGCGUCCAGCCUGAUGCUGCAUCUCCCAUGCAUGGCCACAACUGGGUGAUCGCGUACAGCCGACCUGUCUACUUCUGUGUCUGUUGUCUGCUCAUCUGGCUGCUGGAUGCACUGGGCUCGGCCCAGCCCUUCCCUCCCAUCUCCCUCUACGGUCUCACACUCUUCUCCGCCUCCUUCUUCUUCUGUGCCCGUGAUGUGGCCACUGUGUUCACCUUGUGCUUCCCGUUUGUCUUCCUUCUGGGCCUCCUGCCCCAGGUCAACACCUGUCUCAUGUACCUGCUGGAACAGAUAGAUAUGCACGGCUUUGGGGGCACAGCUGCUACCAGUCCGCUCACCGCCGUCUUCAGCCUCUCCCGCAGCUUGCUGGCUGCCUCCCUGCUCUAUGGCUUCUGCCUAGGAGCCAUCAAGACGCCUUGGCCGGAGCAGCACGUCCCCGUCCUCUUCUCGGUCUUCUGUGGUCUCCUGGUGGCGCUGUCCUACCACCUGAGCCGGCAGAGCAGCGACCCCACUGUGCUCUGGUCUCUGAUCCGGAGCAAGCUCUUCCCUGAGCUGGAGGAGCGGAGCUUGGAAACGGCACGGGCUGAGCCACCAGACCCGCUGCCAGAAAAGAUGCGCCAGUCGGUGCGCGAGGUCCUACAUUCCGACCUGGUGAUGUGUGCGGUGAUCGCCUUGCUCACCUUCGCUAUCAGUGCCAGCACUGUUUUCAUCGCCCUGAAGUCGGUGCUGGGGUUCGUGCUGUAUGCGCUGGCUGGGGCUGUGGGCUUCUUCACACAUUAUCUGCUGCCGCAACUCCGCAAGCAGCUGCCUUGGUUCUGCCUCUCGCAGCCUGUGCUGAAGCCACUGGAGUAUAGCCAGUACGAAGUGCGCGGCGCAGCCCAGGUGAUGUGGUUUGAAAAGCUGUAUGCCGGCCUGCAGUGCGUGGAGAAGUACCUCAUCUACCCAGCCGUGGUGCUCAACGCCCUCACAGUGGACGCCCACACAGUUGUCAGCCACCCAGACAAGUUCUGCCUUUACUGUCGGGCAUUGCUGAUGACCGUGGCUGGGCUGAAGCUGCUGCGCUCGGCCUUCUGCUGCCCGCCCCAGCAGUACCUGACCUUGGCCUUCACCGUGUUGCUUUUCCACUUUGAUUACCCACGCCUCUCCCAGGGCUUUCUGCUCGAUUACUUCCUCAUGUCCCUGCUCUGCAGCAAGCUGUGGGACCUGCUAUACAAGUUGCGUUUCGUGCUGACCUACAUCGCACCCUGGCAGAUCACCUGGGGCUCGGCCUUCCAUGCUUUUGCCCAGCCUUUCGCUGUGCCACACUCGGCCAUGCUGUUCGUCCAGGCCCUGCUCUCUGCUCUUUUCUCCACGCCGCUGAACCCGCUGCUGGGCAGUGCUGUCUUCCUCAUGUCCUAUGCGCGGCCCCUCAAGUUCUGGGAGCGUGACUACAAUACUAAACGUGUGGACCAUUCCAACACCCGCCUGGUCACACAGCUGGACCGGAACCCCGGCGCAGAUGACAACAACCUGAACUCCAUCUUCUAUGAGCACUUGGCACGCUCGCUACAGCACACACUGUGUGGGGACCUGGUGCUGGGCCGUUGGGGCAACUACGGCCCUGGUGACUGCUUCGUCCUGGCCUCCGACUACCUCAAUGCCCUGGUGCACCUCAUCGAGGUCGGCAACGGUCUUGUCACCUUCCAGCUGCGUGGCCUGGAGUUUCGAGGCACGUACUGCCAGCAGCGAGAGGUGGAGGCCAUCACAGAGGGCGUGGAGGAAGACGGCGGCUGCUGCUGUUGCGAGCCAGGUCACCUGCCACGGGUCCUGUCCUUCAAUGCCGCCUUUGGGCAGCGCUGGCUGGCCUGGGAGGUGACGGCCAGCAAGUAUGUGCUGGAGGGUUACAGCAUCAGUGACAACAACGCUGCCUCCAUGCUGCAGAUCUUUGACCUCCGCAAGAUCCUCAUCACCUACUACGUCAAGAGCAUCAUCUACUACGUGAGCCGCUCCCCAAAGCUAGAGGCAUGGCUGAGCCACGAGGGCAUCACAUCAGCCUUGCGUCCUGUGCGGGCGCCUGGCUACGCCGACUCGGACCCCACCUUCUCGCUGAGCGUGGAUGAGGACUAUGACCUCCGGCUCUCGGGCCUCUCACUGCCCUCCUUCUGCGCGGUCCACCUUGAAUGGAUCCAGCACUGCGCCUCCCGGCGUGGCCAGCCCAUGGACCAGGAUUGGAACUCGCCGCUGGUCACGCUGUGUUUUGGCCUGUGUGUGCUGGGCCGCCGGGCCCUGGGGACGGCCUCACAUAGCAUGUCUGCUAGUCUGGAGCCCUUCCUCUAUGGCCUGCAUGCCUUGUUCAAAGGGGACUUCCGCAUCACCUCCCCACGAGAUGAGUGGGUCUUUGCCGAUAUGGACCUGCUUCACCGUGUGGUGGCGCCUGGAGUUCGAAUGGCACUCAAGCUACACCAGGACCACUUCACGUCCCCAGAUGAGUAUGAGGAGCCGGCCGCCCUGUAUGAUGCCAUUGCGGCCAAUGAGGAGCGGUUGGUCAUCUCACAUGAGGGCGACCCGGCUUGGCGCAGCGCCAUCCUAAGCAACACACCCUCCCUGCUGGCGCUACGUCACGUCAUGGACGAUGCCUCCGACGAGUAUAAAAUCAUCAUGCUCAACCGGCGCCACCUCAGCUUCCGGGUCAUCAAGGUGAACCGUGAGUGCGUGCGUGGUCUGUGGGCAGGGCAGCAGCAGGAGUUGGUGUUUCUGCGCAAUCGCAAUCCUGAACGAGGCAGUAUCCAGAACGCCAAGCAGGCGCUCCGCAACAUGAUCAACUCCUCCUGCGACCAGCCGCUGGGCUACCCCAUCUACGUGUCACCCCUUACCACCUCGCUGGCUGGCAGCCACCCCCAGCUGCGGGCACUGUGGGGUGGCCCGGUCAGCCUGGGCGCCAUCGCCCGCUGGCUCCUGCACAGCUGGGAGAGGCUUCAUAAGGGCUGUGGUGCUGGUUGUAAUAGUGGUGGGAACGUGGAUGACUCGGACUGUGGUGGGGGUGGCAGCAGUGGCUUGACCUCCCUCAGCAAUAACCCCCCCUUGGCACAUCCCACGCCUGAGAACACAGCAGGCGGUGGUGACCAACCCCUCCCGCCAGGCCCUGGAUGGGGGCCCCGGCCUUCCCUGACUGGCUCUGGUGAUGGGCGCCCCCCUGCUCUGCUGCAAUGGCCACCCCCUCGGCUCCCUGGACCACCCCCUGCCUCGCCUGCCCCCGCUGAGGGUCCCCGGCCCUCACGGCCCCCUGUCCCUAGUCUCCUCAGUUCUGAGGGCCCCAGUGGGAAGUGGAGCCUGGGGGGUCGGAAGGGGUUUGGGGGACCUGAGGGAGAGCCAGCCUCAGGGAGCCCCAAAGGAGGCACCCCCAAAUCUCAGGCGUCCCUGGACCUCAGCCUUCCCCCAGACGUCAGCACGGACACCCCCCCCCUCAGAGCAGCUCAGGACAGUCCCUGCUUGGACAGCAGUGCCCCUGAGAAUGGCACCCUCACGGGGGCCCCAGGCGACUGGCCUGCCCCCACCGAGGAACGAGAGAGCCCUGCUGCCCAGCCCUUGCUGGGGCAUCAGUACUGA
Chrysochloris asiatica (Cape golden mole) is the source of this 6090-nucleotide messenger RNA. RefSeq names its product pecanex-like 3 (Drosophila) (gene PCNX3). NCBI's taxonomy places the organism in Eukaryota, Metazoa, Chordata, Mammalia, Afrosoricida, Chrysochloridae. Gene Ontology annotation, cellular component: membrane. Bases 1 to 6090 code for a protein of 2029 amino acids. The transcript is spliced from 35 exons. The record is from RefSeq and is a predicted model, not a curated record.